AUGCACUUCACUGCCCCCUCUAUGGCCUUGCUGGCUCUCGCAGCCGGCGUCCAGGCCGGUGGUGCCAAGCAGCAGCAUGAACCCCCCGUAAUCAGCGGAAAGGGUAUCGGCAAGCACCAUGCUAGUGGUGCGACUGGCACCGGUGUCAUUCCUACUGGUGUCGUUCCUACUGGCGCCCAGACUGGCACUCACCCCAUCGUCACCGGCUCCCACCACAACGGUACCGGUACCCAAACUGGUAGCCACCCCAUUGUCACUGGAACCCACAACAACGGUACCCACAGCGGUGGUGGUAAGAACAGUACUAUCAUCGUCACUGGUACUGCUCCUUGCUUCAGCUGCCACGGUAGUGCGACCAUUCCCGUUAAUGUCCCUACCAAGACAUACGGCGCUUCUCCCUCCGGUGGUGCUGGUGGUGUUGGCUCUGGCUCUGGCUCUGGCUCUGGCUCUGGCUCUGGAUCUGGAUCCGAAUCUGGCUCUGGCUCUGGCUCCGGCUCUAGCUCUGGCAGCAACGGCGCUUCUCCCUCCGGUGGUGCUGGUGGUGUUGGCUCUGGCUCUGGCUCCGGCUCCGGCUCUAGCUCUGGCAGCAACGGCGCCUCUCCCUCCGGUGGUGCUGGUGGUGUUUCCGGUGGCUCUGGCUCUGGCUCCGGCUCCGAGUCUGGCUCUGGAUCUGGCAGCAACGGCUCUGGAUCUGGCUCCAGCUCCGGCUCUAGCGGCAAUGGCUCUGGCUCUGGCUCUGGCUCUGGCUCUGGCUCUAGCAGCAACGGCUCUGGAUCUGGCAGCAACGGCUCUGGCUCUACCUCCGGCUCUGGCUCUGGUUCCGGCUCUGAAACCGGCUCAGCCUCCCCCGGCUCGACUGAUUACAGCCCCUCCAGUCCUGGUUCCAAGAUCACGGCACCCCAGGUCGGAGUCUUCAGCGCUGUUAUUGGCAGCAUUGUUUACGGUGCCCUUAUGCUCCUUGCAUAA
Molecule: messenger RNA, 966 nt
Organism: Penicillium expansum
Lineage: Eukaryota; Fungi; Ascomycota; Eurotiomycetes; Eurotiales; Aspergillaceae
Exons: 1
Coding region: 1-966 (321 amino acids)
Source: RefSeq, a predicted model, not a curated record